UGUCCUGUACCCAGUGACCCUGUACCAGUGUUCAGUACCAGUGACCCUGUGUGCAGUGUUCCAGUGCCAGUGACCUGUACCCAGUGUUCCAGUACCAGUGACCCUGUACCAGUGUCCCUCACCAGUGACCCUACCAGUGACCCUGCCCAGUGUUCCAGUACCGAUGACCCAGUACCCAGUGACCCUGUACCAUGUCCCUGUACCAGCAGUGACCCUCAUACCAGUGACCCUGUACCAGUGUUCCAGUAUUGUGUCCCUGUACCAGUGUUCAAGUACCAGUGUCCCAGUACCAGUGUCCCUGUACCAGUGUUCCAGUACCAGUGUCCCAGUACCAUGUCCUGUACCAGUGACCCUGUGCAGUGUCCCUGUACCAGAUGUUCCAGUACCAGUGUUCAGUACCAGUGUCCCUGUACCCAGUGCUCCCUGUACCAGUGUCCCUGUACCCGUGACCCUGUACCCAGUGUCCCUGUACCAGUGACCCUGCAGUGUUCCAGUACCGGCUGGGCCUGUGCCAGUGUUCCCAGUACCAGUGACCCUGUACCAGUGUUCCAGUACCAUGACCCAGUACCAGUGUCCCAGUACAGUGUCCCUGCCAGUGUCCCUGUACCAGUGUCCCUGUACCAGUGUCCCUGUGCCAGUGUCCCUGUACCAGUGUUCCAGUACCAGUGUCCCUGUGCAGUGUCCCUGUACCAGUGUCCCUGUACCAGCAGUGUCCUGUACAGUGUUCAGUACCAGUGUCCCUGUACCCAGCCAGCCCAGUUCAGUGACCCAGUACCAAUGUUCCCAGUACCAGUGUCCCAGUACCAGUGUGGUUCCAGUGACCCACCCAGUGACCCAGUACCAGUGUCCCAGUACCAGUGUCCCAGUUCAGUGAGCCCAGUACAGUGUCCCAGUACCAGUGUCCCAGUACCAGUGACCCAGUACCAGUGUCAGUUCAGUGACCCAGUACCAAUGUUCCAGUAUAGUGUCCCAGUACCAAUGUUCCAGUACAAGUGUCCCCAGUUCAGUGACCCAGUACCAAUGUUCCAGUACAGUGCCAGUACCAAUGUUCCAGUACCAGUGUCCCCGAUGCCAGUGACCCAGUACCAGUGA
Messenger RNA from Homarus americanus (American lobster), 1092 nucleotides. Its product is annotated as flocculation protein FLO11-like. The record is from RefSeq and is a predicted model, not a curated record. The transcript is spliced from 4 exons. The annotation marks the transcript as partial. Lineage: Eukaryota; Metazoa; Arthropoda; Malacostraca; Decapoda; Nephropidae.